AUCUUCGCCUGCCUGCGACAUGCUCUGGGAGAAAACCGCCGUCCUGGGCACCGUGUCGCUCGUGCUGUCGGCUCAGGCCGCCGCUGCCGCCUCCUUCGGUCUCUCCGUCAACACCAACCCUGCGCCCAUCGCGCCAAGCGACCCGCUGCAGUUCACUCUGACCUGGUCCACUUCGGGUGCCUUUGAUGAUGCCACCGCCCGCUCGCUGUCCAUCUAUCUAGUGAACGCUGCCACAGGCAGCCGCGACUAUCUGCUCGUCAGCACCCCGUUCCCAAAGACCAUCGUCAAUGGAAAGAUAACCUACUUCAACCUCAAGACCCACGAGGCCUUUGCUGACGGAAGCUACUUCGUCGAGGCCUGCGAUGCUACCGACUGCACGGGCCAGAGCAGCCAAUCACCCUCCCCACUCUCUGUUCAGGGAUCUGCUUCCCGUGUUGUCAACUUUGCUGCCUUGGCUGGUGCUGGCAACUCCUCGGCCAGUCCGAGCGCUGCUGCAACCUCGGCUGCCCCAGAGACCACCCAGCAGACCAACUCGCCUGCGCCCACAACCCAGGCUUCUCCUUCUGCGUCUCCAUCGCCUCCUCCUCCUUCUCCGCCGCCGCCGCCGCCGCCGCCUCCGACCCGAAAGUCGACUGAUCAGCCUCAGUCCACCACGACCACUACAACCACUACGGUCACCACCACCACCACUACCACAACCGCAGCAAACCCGCCGCCGGCAACCACAAAUCCGGCCCAAAGCACCGUCAUCCAAACAAGCCUGAAUCCAGUCACCCAGAACACACAGGUCAUUCCUGCACCGGCCUCCGUCGUGGCUCCGUCGAUCCAGCCGAUCGUCGCCAGACCCAACACAGCCACGGUCCCGGUUGCCACCCCAACCGGUACGAUCACCGGCACGGCCACAACCACCGAUUCCGGAAGCCACACGGGCGUCAUCAUCGGAAUCGUGGUUGCCGCCAUCUGCAUCCCGAUUGUCUUGACUGGAUCGGCCUACUUCCUCUACCGCCGACGCUACGCUGAACAGUACAAACAGACCAGAACGCUGUCGGCACAGAACAUGGCCUACGUGGGUGACGAUAUGUAUGCUCCAUCGCCUUUGCCUCCGCCCCACGGCCUCCCUUCGCCUGCGGGCUCCUACGGCGAGGUUCCCGCCGUUGAGGGCUUGCGCCCAACCUCUCCUCCACUUGGCCGAUAUCACCGUGUCCGCAUUGGCCGCAUCCCUCAGCGUCCGGAUGAGCUUCCUCUACAGCCUGGCGAAGUUGUUCAAGUCACCGAAACCUACGAGGACGGCUGGGGCAUGGGCAUCAACGAAGGCGGCCUCAUGGGCGUGGUUCCUCUCAACUUUUUGGAGGACCAGCCGCUGUAAACCACAUGCGCCAUUAAUAUCGCCCCUCUAUUCCGCUAUUCGCUAGCCUCCGUGGAUGGGCUGUUCCUCUGCUCCCCUGUCCCGAGCGUCGUAGUAUCCACCAGGCGCCAUUGUCUGCCGCUGGCAGUAGUUUCUAUUCUAUCCAUCGUAUGAUCCCGUUUUAUUCUGCACUGGUAUCGAUCACUUCCGAGCAGUCGAAGCGAAUGUUGUUUCGGCUCUCUCUCUCUUGGGUGCCCUUUUCCCUGGCCACUUCUGCCGUCGCCGCCCAUUCAUGAUUCUCAUAGAUGCCAAAUACAGUUGGUCCAGAAAGCAACGGGACUCUGCUUUUCA
This is a messenger RNA of Polychytrium aggregatum, 1696 nucleotides long. RefSeq lists its product as uncharacterized. Lineage: Eukaryota; Fungi; Chytridiomycota; Chytridiomycetes; Polychytriales. The record is from RefSeq and is a predicted model, not a curated record. Bases 20 to 1366 code for a protein of 448 amino acids. The transcript is spliced from 3 exons. Gene Ontology annotation, molecular function: protein binding.